GAAGACUCCAAGGAAAACACAGGAUACCGGAAACUAUCCCUCAUUAUUUUUUCUUAAAAUGAAUCGCGCUAUUACCAAUUAUGAACGGACAAGUUGGACAUUUUUUCAGAAUGCUUCAAUUUACUUAAAGUAACGCAGACACUUCCCAUUUUAACGCGAAGGUUUAACUGGUUUUCUCCAAAAACAACGACCAAUGGAAGUUUCUCUUAAAGGACCAGCAAAAAGGAAACACAUGAAUCUUCAAGAGUGCAGGCAGAGAGCAUUGGACUCAGGCGCCCUCACUCGCCCUCAGGCUGUCAUCCAAAAUCAUGGCGCUCACGACCCAAACAGAGGGCUCUACCCCAGGGAGUCUGCCAAACGGAAGAGGACAGUCAUCGUUUGACGCUGAAGUUCUUGCUGGAACAUCAUCUUCAGAGAAAUCAGAGGAGGACGAGGAGAUUGAUGAUGCGUGUCUGCUAGCUGUGGCGCUGCAGCAGGAACAGCAGGAGCAAGAGGAGGCGGACUAUUUGGAGGGAAUGACAGCAGAGAUGUUUGGAGAGGACCCGUUUCACCGUGUGGACGAGGACGUUCGGCUGCAGGUGGAGGACGUCCCUGACAUCCACUAUGGUCUCUUAGGCUCUGAUGCUCACCUGCAGCAGCCGCGGUCCUGUAUUAAUGACUUGCCAAUGGAGGUUUUGAGGCAGGUGCUCAUUCUACUUCCAGCCCAGGACCUUUAUUGCUGUGUUCGCCUUGUCUGCCAGGACUGGAGGAGCAUUGUUGACGACCCCAAGUUUGUUCCUCACAGGAAACGGUACUUUCGCUUCACAAUGCUGGAGGAAAACACAUUCAAAGAGGUGGCUGACAUCAUGAAAGAAAGGGGCAUCGACAGGUCACAUUACAGCAUGCGAAAUCUCAUUGCAUACAUGGCUGAGCAUGAGUUCGCUGAAUUGGUAGAUCCCUCCAAGCUUCUGAGCUGCGUGACAAAACAUCGUCUUUUCCCUCAAGCAGAAGCCUGUGUCCGAUUACGCCUCAGCAACAUUCCCAAGUUCAUACAUCAUGACACGGAGGGUCCAACACCAUGUGCAGUGAUGGCCGUAUUAUUAGUCCUGAGUGAGAAUGUUGACGAUGUGCAACAGCUCGUGACUCUGCUCGGAGGCUGCAUGUCGCAUGUUGCCAUCACAGAGUUUCUCAAUCACAUGGCCACAAUGCUGUUGGCGAUGAAGAGGAAAUACAUUUUGAUUAGUAACCGGCUGCAUUAUAAUAUUUACUAUGUUUUACAUCUGAUGGAGAACGGCCCUUUUCCCGCCUGCACCAGUGACAGAGGACGACCACAGAUUCAUCUGACACGAGAGCAGCAGUUGAUUCUCAGCCACACCAUCCAGAACGACCAUGUCGUCAAGAUUAAAGCUUUUGCUGGUACAGGGAAGACCACCACUCUGGUCCAGUAUGCGGAGCAGUUCCCGCAUCUCCGCUUCCUCUAUGUGGCGUUCAACAAGUCAGUUGCCUCUGAGGCGAGGAAACGUUUCCCUCACAAUGUCGACUGCAGGACUGCACACUCGUUGGCCUACAAAGACACUGGAGUUUGGUAUCGUCUCAAUGACAAGCUAACCUUCAACCACAACCCUUUUACCAUCAGCACCGUGUUGCCCAAAGGCCGGGGUGGCUUCACUAAGGCUAAAAUUGUAAUGAACACUCUGAACACCUUCAUGGCCUCCACUGACGAGACCAUCACCACCAGACACGUCCCCAACUCUCGCGUCAUUGAGGGAGACGACUGGAUUGUCUUCUCUGAGUACGAGAAACAGAUGUUUGUUGAAGACGCACGCCAUAUUUGGUCCAAAAUGAAGGAGUUGAAGGAGACAAAAACACUGGCCUACCACAUGACCCACGAUGGUUAUCUGAAGUUAUGGCAACUCCAAACUCCAAAACCUCAACUGGACCACCUGUAUGACGUCAUCUUCAUUGACGAAGCUCAGGACUGCACUCCAGCCAUCAUGGAUGUGCUUCUGUCGCAGCGAUGCGGCAAAGUACUGGUGGGGGAUCCUCAUCAACAGAUUUACACCUUCAGAGGAGCCGUCAAUGCUUUAGAUUGUGUUGACCACACACACAUCUACUAUCUGACGCAGAGUUUCCGGUUUGGGUCGGAGAUCGCCUAUGUGGGUGCCACCAUCCUCUCUGUCUGCAAGAAAGUUAGAAAGAUUCUGGUUGGAGGGAAGCAGAGAGGAAGUGUGCUCGGCGAACCUGCCGCGACAGCGUUGGCAUCUAUCACGGCAGCCAAGAAGCACGGCAACGGGACAACAGCCAUAUUGUCCAGAUGCAACCUGAGUGUGUUCGACAGAGCUGUGCACCUGAUCGACACCAACCCACUGUGCCAGUUGCACUUUAUCGGAGGUCUGGGCAGUGUUGGACUGAAUAUGAUAAUGGAAAUUUGGCAGCUGUUCAACGGAAACGAGCAUAAACCAAAUCAUUUUAAAGAGCCACUAAUCCGCUGCUUCGCUAAAGCUCAUCAUCCGUACCAGGCUUUAAAGAAUUACGCCUCCAAGACCGAGGACCACAAUCUGGAGGGCAAACUCAAGAUUGUGGAAAAAUACCACGAACGAAUCCCAGACCUGGUGACUCAUCUCAAAAAGUGUUUUGUGGAGGACUUCUCUGAAGCAGACUUUAUUUUGGGGACAGUCCAUAAAGCCAAAGGUCUGGAGUUCGACACAGUGCUGAUCACAGACGACUUUGUAGCAGUUCCGUGCGCCAAACAUCAAAUGAAAGACCACACCGCCUUCUCCCUCAGUAGGAUUCCUGCUGACGAAUGGAACCUUCUGUAUGUAGCCGUGACGAGGGCCAGGACUGUCAUGAUCAUGACUCCGAACAUUCAGCGCAUCCUCACGAUGGAUGGGGAAUACUUCAUGACCUCGGAGAUGCCCAGGAGCCAGGAAGUGACAUGCUCCAUUCACCACUGCUCCAACACUCUGACCCCAGGCAUGGCCUUCACCAUGUCAAGGAGAAGCAUGAGCUGCCUGCUGAAUCCCCGUGAGAACUGUGGUGGGCCGCUUUGUGGGAGGUGUGUCUGGAUCCGGACCGGGCCUUUUGCCCUGCUCAUGACAGACUACGUUCACUCGUGGGAGCGACUCCGCCCACAUUUGUAUGAUGCUCCACAGAUGCUGCAUUGCUGGUUGUGAUCGUCUCUAAAACCCAAAUCUGUGGACUGAAAAAAUGUUAUUUCAUGUCAGUACGAUGACUCAGUUUUGCACUUUUCUGAUUCAAGCCAUUUUUAACUUUUCUACAGUGUGGUCUCUGCAUCUUGAGCAGCGCUAAAUAAAAUCCUGCUUCCUGCACAAUUUUGCUGACUGGACUGUAUGGAUCCUUCCAGUAUUCUCUUCCCUGCAGAUGCUUGUCAGAAAAUACACACAACUUAAGACCACCUUUAAACUGUUGUGGUUUAAAUUCACAAAUGGAGGAGAGAAGGUUUGGCAAACCAUUAUGGUGACUUAACAUAAGUUUAUGCCAAAGAUUGAGGGGGACAGGUCUUUUAUAUUUUCCUCAGCAUGUGUUAAUGAUAGAGAGAUAAUUAUUUUCCAUUUAAACUUAAAAAAAAGAAAGAAAAAAUGAUUUAGGGAAAAGGAUUCAUAUUCUUUCUGAAAAUAAAUGAAAAAAAUUAAAUAAUGAAAAUCUGUGUAACAUUAAUGUAAUGUUAAUCAAAUUAAUAUUUACG
Synchiropus splendidus (mandarinfish) is the source of this 3685-nucleotide messenger RNA. It is a transcript of the gene fbh1, whose product is annotated as F-box DNA helicase 1. Gene Ontology annotation, biological process: double-strand break repair via homologous recombination; replication fork processing. The record is from RefSeq and is a predicted model, not a curated record. NCBI's taxonomy places the organism in Eukaryota, Metazoa, Chordata, Actinopteri, Syngnathiformes, Callionymidae. The coding region runs from base 309 to 3152 and encodes 947 amino acids. Gene Ontology annotation, molecular function: 3'-5' DNA helicase activity; hydrolase activity; DNA binding. Gene Ontology annotation, cellular component: nucleus. The transcript has 21 exons.